AUGGCGUCUCGAAUCGCUCACGCCGUAUCAGAUGUCUUCGUCGAUGCUCAGAACUCGGGUCUAGAUGGAGCCUAUGCUGUCCCUCCUCAAGGGGACGUCGCUUCUCGUCUAAUUGACCAGAUUAAACCCGAUACCGACACACUUGUUUCUGCUGUUGUCUCUCCUGAUUCGACAACGGGUGUUGCUCAACUCGCAGCUGGACUUGCUCGCAUACCCACCCGCUCUGGCGUAGUGCUUCAUGUUGGCCUCGGGACAAACGUUGAUGCUUCGCCUUUGAUCGGCUUUCGACUUAUACGCUUUACUCAGCUACCCCGACUCAGCAUCCCGACUAGCAUGGUCGACCCAAACAUUCGUAAUUCACCUCUCGAAGAACCGUUCGCGCUGAACGCAAACUCGUUUCUCCUGUCUCCGACGAAGUUCGGCCGAAAUCACCACCACUCUAAAAGCAUACCAAAAGGCGCUGCCGAAACUCUUGCAGCUGUCCGACGGAUCCAGGUCCCGAUCCAUCGGCAGGCCAGGAUGUACAUACUGUGUCAUCAUUCCGGGAGCAGCGCCCAGUCUGUCGUCAUCUCUCAGACGGGAGUUGGACUUGUUGAGGUAUCGCUCCUUCGACCAGUCGUUGGAACCAAGCUCGCAUCUGCGAUUCCCGCGAGUGCAAAUCGGGUGAUCGUUCUCGACCGCGCGGGAAAGAGAUCAACGAAAUGGACACCGCUUUAUCUUGAUGUCGCCGAGGCGCUCGAAGGGCGAGAAGAGCAGCCCAAAUUGUUGUCCGGCACGCUCGGAGAAGUACCAGACGUCGACGCAUUCUUUGAUUCGCUCGAUUCAUUUGAGAAUGGAGGCGUUCUCGGGAGUUUACCAGAAACAAACCCUUCCCUUCCCCAUGUACCAAAACACGAAGCAUCCUACACCAAGAUCCUCGAAUCCGCAUUUGGAGACCGCUUCGUAAUCGCCAACGACCCAAAGCUCGUUUCUUCCAAAGGCCCGGCUGCGACUCGGCCCGAAUUUGCGUUAGGAACUGUCCAAGCACAACUCGACGCUCGUGCUCGCUUGAUCAGCGCGGUGCAAACAUUGUUGAACAUUGGUUCCAAAGCGGGAAUUUCACCUGAACUUCACACAGCGUUAACAAACUGGUCACUCAAGCGGGACGACCCCAAAGCUAGCGUUUCAACCGCUCAGAUAUUACUCGAUUUGUUGAGAGUAGAGAGUGUUUCCCUUCCUGCUGCUGCCGAAAUCCUUUCCCUCUCCGAACACCUCACCUUCCCCUCACGAUGGAUUAUUGGUUCUGAUGCGUGGUCAUACGAUCUCGGCGCUUCUGGCCUUCACCAUGCCAUCUCAUCAGGGCUCAACGUCAACCUUCUCCUACUCGAUACCGUUCCUUACUCCCAACGCGAUGCCAUCGACCCCUCGAGACGCAAGAAAGAUGCUGGUUUGUACGCAAUGAGCCACGGGGACGUAUACGUUGCGAGCAUCGCUGUCUACUCAUCAUAUUCUCAAGUCAUCCAAGCUCUCAUCGAAGCCGACGCUUACAACGGGCCAAGUAUCGUUCUUGCAUACCUUCCCUAUGAAUCCGAAUCAUCAUCCGCACUCGAAGUGUUGAAGGAGACGAAGCGUGCAGUCGACGCAGGGUAUUGGCCUCUCUACCGAUGGGAUCCUUCCAAGCCUGAACCUUUCUCACUCGAUUCGGCAGCGAUCAAGGAGGAACUACAGACGUUCCUCGAUCAACAAAACCAUCUCAGCGUGUUGGCAAACGCGACGCCCAAGUUGGCUCGCUCAUACGAUGCCCUCCUUAACGCCCUCGAUGGACCGCCUGUUUUGGUCCUCUACGCUUCAGACGGGGGCAAUGCUGAAAAACUCGCCAAGCGUCUUACCCAACGCGCUCAAACUCGAGGACUCGCUGCGCGUGUUCAAUCGAUGGAUUCGGUUCCAUUAGCCGAACUUGCGACCGAGGAUGCACAUGUGCUAUUCGUGACCAGUACCGCAGGACAGGGUGAGCCUCCUCAAAACGGUCGUGAGACAUUCAAGGCGAUCAAUGCGGCUGUUGCUCGGUCUGAAUCUACUUUGUUGGCGAACCUCAAGUAUACAGUGUUUGGUAUGGGAGAUAGCCAUUAUUGGCCUCGACCAGAGGAUGCGCACUACUACAACAAGCCUGGGAAGGAUCUCGAUGUCCGUUUGGCGGAGCUUGGGGCGAACCGAGUCGCUGCACUCGGGUUAGGUGAUGAUCAGGAUGCCGAUGGCCCUCAGACUGGAUAUAAGGCCUGGGAGCCACUCGUCUGGAAGGCACUUGGCGUAGACGGCGUCAGUGUACCAGAAGCAGAGCCCGAACCGAUCACAAACGAGAACAUUAAGAUCGCAAGUAACUAUCUACGAGGUACAAUCGCUGAAGGCUUGCGCGACACAUCUACUGGUGCACUCGCUCCAUCUGACGGCCAACUUACCAAGUUCCAUGGUAUCUACGAACAAGACGAUCGCGAUAUCCGCGAUGAGCGCAAGGCCGACGGGCUGAACCUGCUUAUUCGUUUAUGA
This is a messenger RNA of Rhizoctonia solani, 2523 nucleotides long. Its product is annotated as sulfite reductase subunit beta. The transcript is spliced from 4 exons. Gene Ontology annotation, molecular function: FMN binding; catalytic activity. Gene Ontology annotation, biological process: response to oxidative stress. The coding region runs from base 1 to 2523 and encodes 840 amino acids. Lineage: Eukaryota; Fungi; Basidiomycota; Agaricomycetes; Cantharellales; Ceratobasidiaceae. The record is from RefSeq and is a predicted model, not a curated record.